ACCACUGUCAACAAAAUUCUGCCACGCAAAAAUGCUUUAUUUUGAGGUAUGAGUUUAUCAGUAUAUUUUAUUUUCACAUAAAAUCUAUUUAAUUCAUACAAAAUAUUAAUAAACAUAAUAGCCAAUUUGCAAUGAUCAUAUUCAAGCUUAAAUAUACCCAAAAAAUACAAUAUAACUUAUUUUGACGUCACUUUAUAAAGAUACUUUGAAUCCGUCGUUUUUGUAGUUUCGAACUUGCGGGAAAAUUGUCAUUGCUGCAAAUUACAAAAUGAUGAAAUUACUGUUUUGAAGGCUUUUCAACACUAGCCAUUACCCAAAAGCAUGGCUGCGCUAGAUGAUGAGGAUAUUAUUGAUGGCAGUGAUGAGGAGCAAGAGGAUAUCACACCUGCAGAUAUUCUACACAAGCUCAAACAGUCGUGGAUCGACGAGACCCGAUGUCCGGAGCUGCUGGAGUACGAUGGUGACGUGGUCGACUGCAUGCUGGACCAGAUCCAUCAAAUGGAAGCCAAUCUGAGGAGGGUCAGCAAGACCGACUUCAAAAUAUCCAUACACAAAAUGGAGGUGGACCGUAUUCGGUACAUGAUCGCCAGCUACCUGCGGUGCCGACUGCAGAAGAUCGAGCUUUACCACCGCUACCUGCUGUCCAACGAGGAGCAGCGGCGGCGACUGUCGCCCGCCGAACUCAAGUUCGCCACCGAGUUCCAGGCGAGUCACGAGGCGCACUUCCGGGAGGUGGCGCUGCGGCACAUGCCCUCCUCGGGCGCGGCGGCCCACUCGCAGGCAGAGUCGGAGUCGGAGGUGCCUCUCAGUGGCGAGGGCAGCCGGCUGCAGGCCGCCGAGGCCACGGUGGCGCCCAGUCUGGACACACACGUGUAUCUGCGGGCCGCCACCGACUGCCCGGGCGUGCUCAUCACAGACGAGGCCGGCGACUCCAGGACGGAGGAGGUGGACCUGGUGAGCGGCUCCCAGUACCUGCUGCGAUACGAGCCCGUCCACAAGCUCCUACAUAAGGGCGACGUGCACCUCAUCUGACCUCACCUGAGAUCCUGGUCCGCCGGCAGGUCCUUCUCAACGGUAUGGAAAUACCCAGUGCCGCCCUCGGCGCGUUCCAGGGCCGCCUCAGGUCCGGUCAGAGAUCCCCAAAUGGUCCCAUCAGCUCACCAGCGUCAUCCCGUCUUCCUUUACGGCUAGAGCAUAGUUUUAUGCCGGUGUUCUCAUGCGCGGUUUGAGGUCUCGUGAUGCCGGCGAAGCUCUGCGAUAUUCGAUGGAGCGGAUCUGUGUUGUUAUGGCCACGUAGGUGGCGCGAGUGUCGUUUGCAUACUGUGUAUACCUACCUGUGAUGCGCGUAGUGUUAGAUUUUGUACAUCUUCCCUGUGUGAUACGGAAAGAACUUUGAUGAUAGUUCAAAAAAUGGCCUACAACCGCACUAGCCUAUCUAUUAGUUUUUUAAUGCUAACUUAAAAAGUCAAUACACAUGUCAGUUUGAGAUA
Messenger RNA from Amphibalanus amphitrite, 1490 nucleotides. RefSeq names its product DNA replication complex GINS protein SLD5-like. Bases 322 to 1032 code for a protein of 236 amino acids. Gene Ontology annotation, biological process: double-strand break repair via break-induced replication; DNA-templated DNA replication. The record is from RefSeq and is a predicted model, not a curated record. Gene Ontology annotation, cellular component: GINS complex. The transcript is spliced from 6 exons. Lineage: Eukaryota; Metazoa; Arthropoda; Thecostraca; Balanomorpha; Balanidae.